UAAAAUUCCGUUUUGUGCAUCCCGACCCAGUGGAAUGCCUGAUUUAAUCUGCGACUGCUUCCCUGUAGCCAGCGCUUCGUUUAUUUCGUGGCCGUGCUGUCAACGGAACAGCCAUGCAUGUCUCUUCCACACACACAAUGCUGGCGAAUGCGUGAGCGCAAUCGACCCCCAGCUAUCGCAACAAUACGUUCCCAGUCAUCUGAGUCUCUCUCCUUCCCAUGGGCGAUACUCCACGCCUGCGUCUCCCCUUGUUCUCCUUGCUCUCCUCCUUGCCAGUUCGCAUCCAGCCAUUUUACUCUUCUCUUGUACAUUCGUUUACAGCAUGUGCAGUCUCAUAAAGAUCAUCGACUGUCUGGUGAUAGUGUCACUCGCAUUUAAUACCAUCGUGCUGCUGAUGAUUGCCCAUGGCGACAUAAAGCCUGAGCGCAAAAUUUGCCGCUCCCCGUUUGUCGACGAAACCAGCUACCCGGUACACGAUGACGACUCGAGUAUUCAGUUCCGGUGUUGGAACAUUUAACUCCCCUCCCACUGCCACCAAUGUACAUAGCCCUUUAGUGCAAAAAGCGACCUUCACUGCCUUUCUGUUUCUAACCACGUUUAUUGAUUAGUGCCCUCCCGGUUGAAUCUCGUCC
Molecule: messenger RNA, 632 nt
Organism: Linderina pennispora
Lineage: Eukaryota; Fungi; Kickxellomycota; Kickxellomycetes; Kickxellales; Kickxellaceae
Exons: 1
Coding region: 35-517 (160 amino acids)
Source: RefSeq, a predicted model, not a curated record